UGUCUUCGUACUACGGUAUAUCCCCGUCACACCGUUCCAUUCCGUUUCGUCUCGAGCUCACUUAGUGGCCCAUCUUUUGGCGUUUGCUCUUGCUUGGGGGCUUUGAACUUUAAUCGAGCACGCAAUUCUUGGAGGGUGAGAGUUUGAUUGGAACCCCUUUGUUGGGGACUGAAAUUUUUCAUCCUUUCUGUGAAGAUUAAUUUCGGUGUUCUUUCUUUUUCUUUGGUUAAUUGGGUCUUGAAAUUCUGAAAAGGAUUGGUGGAAAAGAAAGUUUGAGUGCGCUAGCUACCGUCGGUUUCUUUCUUUAUCUUCGAUAAAGCUUUUUGGAAGGGGAUUUUUGGGCAAAAAUACUCAAAACCCAGGUUCGAGAAGCGAAAGCUCUGUAAUCCACUCAAUAUUUCGGUUAAUUAUCCAAGUAUGCAUCCCGAUGAUCAGCGUUGGCAGCCGUUGUUGGAGGAGGAAGAUGAAGAAACUGCUUACAAUUUAACGGAGAAGGUUGUGGUUGUUGGGAUCGACGAAGCGGAGUCCGAUUUGGAUGUGGGUUUGCCGCCGUUUUCAUGGAGGAAGCUCUGGCUGUUCACGGGGCCUGGGUUUUUGAUGAGUAUAGCGUUUUUAGACCCUGGGAAUUUGGAGUCCAAUCUUCAGGCUGGUGCUAUAGCUGGGUAUUCUUUGUUGUGGCUUCUGUUGUGGGCUACAGCCAUGGGGCUUUUGAUCCAGUUGCUCUCGGCCAGGCUUGGUGUUGCCACUGGCAAGCACUUGGCCGAGCUUUGUAGAGAAGAGUACCCGUCUUGGGCGAGAAUUUUGCUGUGGGUCAUGGCAGAGUUAGCCCUCAUUGGGGCUGAUAUACAGGAAGUUAUUGGGAGUGCUAUUGCUAUUAAGAUUUUGAGUAAUGGGGCUUUGCCUCUUUGGGCUGGAGUUAUAAUCACUGCUUUUGAUUGUUUUAUCUUCCUGUUUCUUGAGAACUAUGGUGUGAGGAAACUUGAGGCUGUUUUUGCUGUUCUUAUUGCUACUAUGGCACUCUCAUUUGCUUGGAUUUUUGGUGAAACUAAGCCAGAUGGGAAGGAGCUUCUAUUGGGUAUUUUGAUUCCAAAACUUAGCUCCAAGACAAUUAAACAGGCAGUAGCUGUUGUGGGGUGUAUCAUUAUGCCUCAUAAUGUGUUUCUUCACUCCGCUCUCGUGCAGUCACGAGACGUCAAUCCGAGCAAGAAAGGGCGGGUUCGAGAAGCUCUUAGAUACUAUUCCAUUGAGUCCACUCUUGCUCUUUUUGUGUCCUUCAUCAUCAACUUGUUUGUUACAACUGUAUUUGCUAAAGCUUUCUAUGGCACAGACAUAGCUAGUAGCAUUGGUCUUGUAAAUGCAGGGCAAUAUCUUCAAGAUAAAUAUGGUGGAGGGCUCUUCCCCAUUUUGUAUAUCUGGGCUAUUGGUUUGUUAGCUGCUGGCCAAAGUAGCACCAUCACUGGUACCUAUGCAGGACAGUUUAUCAUGGGUGGCUUCUUGAACUUGAAGUUGAAAAAAUGGCUCAGAGCUUUGAUUACUCGAAGCUUUGCGAUUGUGCCAACUAUGAUUGUCGCUCUCGUGUUCGAAACUUCUGAUUCGAUGGUCGAUGUUCUUAAUGAAUGGCUCAAUGUCCUUCAGUCAAUUCAGAUACCCUUUGCUCUGAUUCCUCUUCUCUGUUUGGCUUCCAAGGAACAUCUAAUGGGCAGUUUCAGAAUUGGCCCCAUUUUAAAGCUGUCCUCUUGGCUAGUGGCAGUCUUGGUGAUGGCCAUCAACGGGUAUCUUUUGGUGAGCUUCUUCUCAUCAGAAGUGAACGGAGUAAUCGUUGCCAUUUUCGUGUUCGUCUUCAUCGCUGCAUAUCUCUCCUUUGUCGUUUACCUCGUCUAUCGAAGCAUCUCGUUUUCAAGUUGGCACAGCUUCAUUAACCGGAAGACUUCCACGGACAACGAAAACUGAGUGAUCAUUAGAUUUCAGAUCGAAAAUUGUCGAAUACUUGCAUAUUCCUUGAGCAUCUGUUAGAACACAUCCCAGGAGUAACAUAUCAAUAUGAUUUGACAUGUUUUUCUUUGAGAAAAUUUCACUUUUUCUGUAGACUGUAAAGUUUAUGCAGUCUUGUUAGUCUUAGGAUAUAUUAAUGUCAUUCAGGUGUUGUGAACUCUCUUGGCACUGUUAAUCAUAUUUACAUCACUCAGUGCUGAUCUGAUACUGAAACCCGACAGCGAAUCAUUAAAGUAUGUUCAUUUUAUACGGUCAAUUGAUCUGAUUGAG
This is a messenger RNA of Cucurbita maxima (winter squash), 2262 nucleotides long. Its product is annotated as metal transporter Nramp3-like. Lineage: Eukaryota; Viridiplantae; Streptophyta; Magnoliopsida; Cucurbitales; Cucurbitaceae. Gene Ontology annotation, biological process: positive regulation of reactive oxygen species metabolic process; metal ion transport; defense response to bacterium. The coding region runs from base 418 to 1950 and encodes 510 amino acids. The record is from RefSeq and is a predicted model, not a curated record. The transcript is spliced from 4 exons. Gene Ontology annotation, molecular function: manganese ion transmembrane transporter activity; cadmium ion transmembrane transporter activity. Gene Ontology annotation, cellular component: vacuolar membrane.